GCAGAGGAGGUGAAGGCCGAGAAGGAGCCCAAACCAGAGCCUCGUGCCAACGGGCGCCGCGACGACAAGGCCGAGAAGCCGCGCUUCAUGUUCAACAUCGCCGAUGGGGGCUUCACGGAGCUGCACACGCUGUGGCAGAACGAGGAGCGAGCGGCCAUCUCCUCGGGGAAGCUCAAUGAGAUCUGGCACCGGCGCCACGACUAUUGGCUGCUGGCCGGCAUCGUGCUCCACGGCUACGCGCGCUGGACCGACAUCCAGAACGACGGCGCCUUCGGGGUCAUCAACGAACCCUUCAAGGGCGAAGCCUCCAAAGGGAACUUCCUGGAGAUGAAGAACAAGUUCCUGGCGCGGCGCUUCAAGCUCCUGGAGCAAGCGCUGGUGAUC
Nestor notabilis (Kea) is the source of this 384-nucleotide messenger RNA. RefSeq names its product chromodomain-helicase-DNA-binding protein 3-like. The annotation marks the transcript as partial. The record is from RefSeq and is a predicted model, not a curated record. Lineage: Eukaryota; Metazoa; Chordata; Aves; Psittaciformes; Psittacidae. The transcript has 4 exons.